Penicillium manginii is the source of this 3984-nucleotide messenger RNA. Its product is annotated as WD repeat protein. Gene Ontology annotation, biological process: positive regulation of TOR signaling. The record is from RefSeq and is a predicted model, not a curated record. Gene Ontology annotation, molecular function: protein binding. Bases 1 to 3984 code for a protein of 1327 amino acids. NCBI's taxonomy places the organism in Eukaryota, Fungi, Ascomycota, Eurotiomycetes, Eurotiales, Aspergillaceae. The transcript is spliced from 3 exons.
AUGUCAGACCUCUCAGGGUCACGUUCACCUGCCCCUCCUCCCCCGCCGCCGCCGACCCAGAAGUACUCACGCGCUGCGAACGCGUUAGCCCGCUUCGCUCAGCCCUUCUUUUCGGGAUCGAGACCCCCCAGUCCUCAGAAUAGCCGGGUCGAUGGCCCUAGACCGAUCAGGUCCAAAUCUCUACCAGGCGAACCUCAGACAGUUACCCACCGGACCGGCAUUGCCAUCGCCGCACUUGAUAUCUCGCCGCAGCGGACACAUGCGGUGAUCGGAGGCAAGGAUAUCCUCAAAACCAUCCGAGUCUCGCCUGAUCACUCAUCGGAAGAAUUUAAUAUUCGCAAUACUGUCAUCAGCUAUGCAUCCACCCAUCAUGAUGCGGGCGUGUCGAUGCCGCAUAAAGACCAGUUGAACGUGAAGGACGUCAAGUGGUCACAUGGUAAUUACGACCGAAUAAUCGCUACGGCUGUCGCCAAUGGCCGGGUCGUCGUUUACGACCUGCAGCGGCCCGGCCUCCAAUUAUGUCGUUUCCAGGGCCACAACCGCCAGGUUCACCGACUGGCCUUCAACCCUCAUCUCGCAUCUUGGCUGCUGUCCGGCAGCCAAGAUGGCACAAUUCGGAUGUGGGAUUUACGAUCCGCCUCUGCGAAUCGGGGGCCUUCCACGUGCGGCAGCAAGCAUGUCUAUCAGGGCAAUAGCGAUGCCAUCCGGGACGUCCGGUGGUCUCCCACUGACGGUGUCGUGUUUGCGACCGCUUCGGACAGCGGCGCCAUUCAGAUGUGGGAUUCGCGCAAGACCAACGCCCCGCUCAUGAGGAUUGCGGCUCACGAUCGUCCGUGUUAUGCUGUUGAUUGGCAUCCUGAUGGCAAGCAUAUCGUCAGUGGUGGUACAGACCGCCAAGUCAAGGUCUGGGAUUUCUCCUCCUCCGCCGAGCGCCGACAGAAACCUGCGUUUCAGUUCCGGACCCCCCAGGCCGUUACCAACGUCCGCUGGCGGCCACCUUCAUGGGUGGGUGACUCGCCCGCUUCGGGGGAGUGGCAGUCUUCCCAGAUUGUCACGUCCUAUGACAAAGAGGAUCCACGCCUCCACCUGUGGGAUCUCCGCCGCCCACAUAUGCCAUUCCGGGAGUUUGACCGAUAUGAUGCUCCGGCCACGGAUCUACUCUGGCAUUCCAAGGACUUGCUAUGGACGGUCGGAGAGGCCGGGGCAUUCACACAAACAGAUGUUCGGUACUCUCCAACAGUCAUCAAGCGUCGCCCCAUGUGCUCGGUCGCUUGGAGCCCCAAUGGUGAGUUUGUGGCUUUUGGCCAGAGACGACUGAGGCGACAACCUCCCAACGUCAACACCACUCAAUCUCUUCCCUUCAAUGAUGACGAUCAGUUUAGCACUGGUGAUAUAUCAUUGAGUCAAAGCCCAGCAGACGAUUUCCUCGACGAAGCCGUCCUUGCAACGUCUUUUCGGCCGCGACAGUCCAAAGCCCCCACAACGAUCUCCGGAUCGAAAUCGCUCGGCAACACCCCACCCGGAGCCGUAGACAGCAUCCCCGUUCUCGACCUCGAAGAAGCUUUAGCCAAGAUCUCCACCCCUACCCCUAGUCAGUUUGGAACUAUCGGAAGCAUUCCUGGUGCCACGAAUGAUGCAUCCCUCUUCCGAUUCUUGGCGCGGCACUACUCGCCGCUGAUGGAUGAAAACAUUCACAACCAAACCCAUGUAGAUGUAUUGAAUUCUCUCAUGGAGUCUCUCGACCAUAACGCGGAGCGUGCGGAUGACAUUUCUCUCCCCAAACUCGCACAGACUUGGCGGAUUGUAAAAUUCGCUAUCAUCCAAGAGCUACAACACAGGUCGAGGGAGCAGCCUGCAGGGAAAGGCGCCGCGAACGGCAGACAAUCCAAAGAUGGAAUCUUGCCAGAGAAGGCUCAAUUGAUGGUAGAUGAAAAUCGACACGGGAAAGUCAAGAGUCGGUUGUUCAAGGGUGUUAUGGAAACGGAGGGACAGAGAGGACUCACCACAGAAGCUGAAAGUACAUCGAACAUGACUACCCCACUUGCGCAACCGUUGCCCGACUCACCCAUGGACUCUUGGACGGACAGUGACUCUCAAAUUCCGUCCAUCAGUGAAAAUGCCAUCGACCUCGAUCCACUCCCACCGUCCGUUUUAAGCUCUCAUAACGGCUGGGGCAUGUCAGGCCCCGAAGCCCCCGCUCCUGCAGCACUUAGACAAGAACAAUCCGCCACUUCCAGCGAAGGGAUAUAUGCUUCGGGUCAACCUAUUGACUAUCUGCGGGAGCCAGGACUGGCAGACUCGGAUAGUGACCAAAGAUCUGCGCCCAGAGCUAUUGCAGGCAGAUCAGACUGGCGCCGUCGAGAUCCCCCGGAUUUGCUACGACAAGCAUCUGAAGACGACUAUGACCAACAGAUGGAAGAUAAACGAGACGCAAUUCGUGACUUCAAGCAAACUCCAAAGAAAGUUUUGACGUUGGAAUCCAACCGCCCCCCCCACCACAGAGCGCUACCAGCGGCUUCACAACCCUCCAAAUCUCUAGGAGCCUCGUUUUCCUCCAAUGGGCAAUUUUCCGACCGUCGGAUGUCGGAUGCUGGCCAAGCUAGUGGUUCUUUCAACGGUAGAAGGCUUUCUUCUCUCGCGAGGCGAGAAUCUACUCUAGAGCCUACCCAGGAGGAGCUUGAAGAUAGUUUGGAACUUCAAGAUUCUGUCCUCGAGGAGGAUGGUGGCCAUCUUGAGCGACCAUCUAGUCCUGCCCCGCUAAUGAAGCAGUCGACCCCCUUCAAAUACCCAGAAAGCGAGGAUCACUUCAAGUCUUCAAGGAAUGGGGUUUCCACAGGUGUAGCGGCCUGUCCUGUAGUCGCUGGCAUCUGCGAAGAUAUCUCUCAAGUAAGACUUCCGCUUACGCCCGAUGCAUCGGAUCCAAAGCCAUGGAGCAUCGAAGCUAUUUUGAAAGAGACAGUGCGCUAUUACCACAGCAGUAGCAGCUCUGUGGACAUCCAAACUGCUGCCCAUUUGCUCCACAAGCUUCAUAUCAUAUUUGAAGACUGCGAUGAUAUUCUUCCAUAUGAAGAGUGCGAGAUGAUCUUCAAAACCUACAAUGAUCUUCUGAUCCGCCACUCGCUGGAUUUGGAGGCUGCAGAGCUUCGCCUGUCAUGCGUGUCGAAGUACCCUGCCGUCUAUGACUAUGCCCAGGCGGACACUUUCAUGAAUGUUUUCUGCCACUCCUGCCAACGACCAUACGAGAACCCCACACGCGACAACACACGCUGUCAUCGUUGCAACACUCCACAAUCACCUUGCGCAAUCUGUUCAAGCAUCAACCCGCCCCCUGAAUGGGUUGCAGCUGAAUCCCAACAACACUCAAUGAAAGACCAAAGCAUGAUGCCGUCGGAACCCGAUGCCGAUACCGUUUUACGCCUCUCAUCGAAAUCUUCAUUCCCCACUGAGCCUAUUCCCGCCAACGAGCUCGAUGCUUUCGAAUCUUUCGCCACACCGAGGCCGAAAGGCUCGGCUCUUUGGUCAUGGUGUCAAGGCUGUGGCCAUGGCGGCCAUGUCACCUGCAUCACAACUUGGCUCAGCGAUCUUUCUAUGAGUGAGGGCGGCUGCGCCACGCCCGGCUGCAUGCAUGACUGCGGGCCCGGCCCACGUCGCGAAUCGAACCGGCAGAUCCUCCUUACCGAGUCAAAGCGUCGCGACUCCGUCAGCCGUUCUUCCGGCGUGGGUCUCGUGAAGCGAGAUCCUUGGUCGAAGGGCGAGAGCAAGGCCGUUGAGAAGGUUCGGGGUAUGCUUGGGGCGGCAGGUAUUGCUGCUGCGACGGGCCAAAACACUGCUGUGUCGAACGCCUCGGGGAACUCUGCUGCUACUAGCCAGAGCGCCCUUUCCUCUGGUGCCGUUUCGCCCAAAAGAGUGAGGCUCGUCACGCCCGUCGAGCAUGGAAGGCGAAGAGCGCCUUCAGGUCGAACUAAUGCUGCGCCGCAAGAGUAG